AUGAGUUUCGGGCGGCUGGGCAAGCGGCGCAUCGGGGACGGAGCAAAGCAAUCGAUGCAGCUCUCUAAAUUGCCUUCUGCACUCCAAUUUGCUCAGCUUCAAUGCUCGACGCGGCCAAGGUCGCUUAUCUCCGCGCUUACCCUCGCCACGACUGCCCAAGGCAGAACAUACGCAACUAGACUCCUAACCAUCACCGCCACCACUACCUUUCUGAGCUUGCCAGCUAACGCUACUAUACUAUGCCAAACAAGUCGAAACACAUCAACAGCUGCCAACGCAUCCUCCCGCAGCGGCAGUAGCGGCAGCAUCAACCGCCGUACUGUAUGCGGCGCCAGCCAUUGUAGUGGCGGCGAUAUCACGAGCCUUGGGCAUCUCCCGCGCCUGGAGGAAUGGCUCCGGAACCAUGGCGGGACGGUUAACGGUGUGGAGCUACGGUCGGUCAUGUUCCCCUCAGGGGCGGUGGAUAGGCAGCUCAGGGCCUCAGAGGACCAUCCCGCCGGCACCCUUCUGAUUGCCGUACCCAGGAUGCUACAGAUUCGGUACGACAACAUUGAGGAGGCCGCCGCCACUGCGGCCGCCGCCGUCAACCCUGACGCCGUCAACGUUGCCGCCGCCGCAGUAGCAGAAGCCGGUGCCGCGGGGGCAGCCCAAGACAGCGCCAGCUCGCUGGUUAUCCCGGCUGCCGACGCCGCCGCACUGGUUGCACUGUACGGCAUGAUGCCGCGGGGCAGCGACACUGGCGCCGCCGCCUGGCAGUUUAAGCAGGCCCUGACGUUGCUGUACCACCUGUCCCGUGGGUCGGCCUCGCCGCUGCUGCCGUACCUGGCCUACCUUCCGGGCCUUGCGCGGGGCGUCCCGACACCGCGCGUCGCAAUGCUCAUGUACGACGACGCGGUCGACGAGCUGCAGUACGGUAGCAUCAUACAAGAUGUACGGAACCAGAAGUACUGGCUCCGCCACGUCAUCCGGGAGGUAUUCGGCCGGGGAGACGGGCAGACGGGGGGAGCUGCUGCCCAUAUGGCGAAUCACGUGGCGCCGUACUCGGCAUCUAAUUGUGAGAUCCGUACGACACCAGCCGGGGAGGUCACCAUGUACUCUAAGCGUCCUGUGAGCCGCCGUGGGUUGGGUUGGGGGGGUAAGAUUCGGGCGGGAGAAGAACUGACACUGACGUACGGCACGCACGACAAUCAUAACCUGCUGUUGUCGUACGGAUUCACACUGCAGCCAAACCCGCACGACGCGUUCUACUUCGACAUGGAUCUGGAUGUUCUAGAGAAGACGGAGGUGGCGGACGCGAUGGCGGCGUCAGGGACUCGUACGACGGUUCGGGAUGUACGGCAGCCGGUGGACCCCAAGCUCCUCGCGGCUCUCCGCAUCGCUACCUUGCAGGAUAAGACGUGGUACGGGAUUCUGUCGCCCAUGAUGGUGGAUCAGAUCGGCGGCUGGGGCAACCUGCUGGCGCGGCAGCAGGAGAUCACCUUGAUGCGGCUGCUGGCGGCGCUUGUGGCCGCUCUGUAUAGCUCCGGCUUCCCCACCACCAUUCAACAGGACCGGCAACUGCUAGCAGCGGCAGCUCUAGACACCGCCGCCGCCGCCGCCGCAGCGACGCUGUCACCCCUGGAAGCCGACUACCCUGCCGCGGCAACCACCAGCAGUACGACGACCGCCACUGCCGAUGGGGAGGGCGGUGGAAGGAGCAGUGGCGGCUGGGUGGUGCGGCCGCGGGGGGUGUCCGGCGCUGCAGCGGCGCACUUGCGCGCCCGGGACAUGGCCGAGGCCGUUCGCUUCCGCCUGGGUCUCAAAAGCUGCUUGGAGGGGUGUCUGCAGGCGCUGGUGGCCAGGGCGAAGGAGCUGGAUGAGCUGCAGAAGCUUCGGUGA
Messenger RNA from Volvox carteri f. nagariensis, 1878 nucleotides. RefSeq lists its product as uncharacterized. Gene Ontology annotation, biological process: peptidyl-lysine monomethylation. Bases 1 to 1878 code for a protein of 625 amino acids. NCBI's taxonomy places the organism in Eukaryota, Viridiplantae, Chlorophyta, Chlorophyceae, Chlamydomonadales, Volvocaceae. Gene Ontology annotation, molecular function: protein-lysine N-methyltransferase activity. The transcript is spliced from 8 exons. The record is from RefSeq and is a predicted model, not a curated record.